GGGAGGCGGAAGUGCCGCGGGCCACCGCCUCCGUCCGGGCUGCAGCCCCUGCCGGUUAUAUAACUCGUUGCGGGCUCCGCGCGGCCUCGCUUCCCGGCUCCCAGCGACCCCAGGAUGCGCUGAGCCCCACGACGCCGUCCGCUGCCGCCGGCUCCCGCCCGAGGUGUGAAUGACAGAGGUGGUGCCGUCCAGCGCCCUCAGCGAGGUCAGCCUGCGCCUCCUCUGCCACGAUGACAUAGACACUGUGAAGCAUCUGUGCGGCGACUGGUUCCCUAUCGAGUACCCAGACUCAUGGUAUCGUGAUAUCACCUCCAACAAGAAGUUCUUUUCCCUCGCUGCCACCUACAGGGGCGCCAUCGUGGGCAUGAUAGUAGCUGAAAUAAAAAGUAGGACCAAGAUACACAAGGAGGAUGGAGAUAUUCUAGCCUCCAGCUUCUCUGUUGACACACAAGUUGCGUACAUUCUAAGUCUGGGAGUAGUGAAGGAAUUCAGAAAGCACGGCAUAGGUUCCCUUUUACUUGAGAGUUUAAAGGAUCACAUAUCAACCACCGCCCAGGACCACUGCAAAGCCAUCUAUCUGCAUGUCCUCACCACCAACAAUACAGCAAUAAACUUCUACGAAAACAGAGACUUCAAGCAGCAUCACUAUCUCCCCUAUUACUACUCCAUCCGAGGGGUCCUCAAAGAUGGCUUCACCUACGUCCUGUAUAUCAACGGUGGCCACCCUCCCUGGACCAUCCUGGACUAUAUCCAGCACCUGGGCUCUGCGCUAGCGAACCUGAGCCCCUGCUCCAUCCCACACAGAAUCUACCGCCAGGCCCACAGCCUGCUCUGCAGCUUCCUGCCAUGGUCCAGCAUCUCCACCAAGGGCGGCAUUGAGUAUAGCCGGACCAUGUGAUGCCGGCCAGGCAGCCUCCACCAGGCCCACCCCUCUGCACCCUGCAGAGCCCACCUACCUAGCCAUUUGACCUCAGCUGUCCUCUGCAGAGGAACUGGUGGCGACCUGCCGGGCCCGUCGGCCUGCCCCAGCUGCAGGCCCGGUGCUACGCGGGCUCGGGAGCAGAGCGUCACGGGGUGCACCUAGUUUCCCACAGGCUGUUCCAGCCCUCCUUCUCAGUCUGGAAACCUCUGCCUCUGUUCCGUGCCCUGGUCGUGCCUCCAUGUGCGCCCACCAGACCCAUGAGAAUGAGUGUGGUGAUGGUCCCUGUGGUCUGUUUCUUCUGCUGCCCCAGGAAGAAGAGGGCAGGAAGGGGCUUCCCUCACCGCCCCCUCACCGCCCUCUUCCCCUCCACCACCUGUUCCUUCUAGCUCUUUCCUCCAAAGCCAGAAUGAACUUCGGCUGGGAGGGAGGAACCCAAGUGUUAUGGACAGAGUUGACCGUAAAGACACAGGAGCCUCAGAACAAUGAGGGGGUGAAAUAAAGGGAAUGCCAGAGCCUCGUCCAGAACCAGCCCACAGAAGCCAAAGCCAGGGGCGUGGAAAGCAGUCCCCGCCUCUCCAUGAAGGGCUGGUGCACAGAGGGCAGAGCAGAGAGGCUUUUCACCCAAGCUCAGACCUGGGGCUUAGCUCCCUGACAAGAGCUGUCAGAUAAUGGGACAGAUCCCCACCCUUCUGUGGGAGGCUGAGUCCUCCAGCAGCCUCCCGCUGUGGGCUGCAUACUGUCCUGGACAGCACGGAACUGCUCAUCGGAUCGGGGAUGCUCCAUUCAGCUGAACUGCCACAAGGAGCCAGGCUGAGGACAGGGGCUGGCAAAGUUCCCGGAGUCCUCUCCCCCAGCCCCCCAGGUCCCGUGAGCUGCAGCUCCGAGGCCCGGCCAGAUGCAGAAAGGAGGAAGCUGAGCAUGACUUUGAUCAAGUGGGGCCUGGCCUUUGGGGCUGAAGGCAGUCAUGUGACUUGUGGUCCCUCAGCCCCUCAGGGCAGAGACAAGAGAGGCUGUCAGUGCCGGGAAAUGUGUUUGCGGACAUCGCUUGCUUCUGACAUCCCCUCCACCCUCAUCCCCCAAAGCUGCUUGCUGCCUGCCCAGCCCUCCAGAGUCAAGGGGGUGGUGCAGAGUCAUGCCCAGUAUUGCUGCUGUGUCACAGAGCCAUCACCACAGAGCACCAGCCUGAGAGCAGGAGGAGAAGGGGGAACAGCCCAGGCAGGGGCCUCAGUGACUGGCAUCCUUCCCUCCCUCAGAACAUCUGGCCCGGGGCUCCUCUGGCCUCAGGGUUCCUGAAAUGAAGGCAAGUCCCAGGCAGGAAAAGCAUUCCUUCUCCCUCAGCUGCUGACCGGUCCGCCUUUGCACUGAUAAUGGCUUCGUGCUGAGGCCCAGAUCAGUGUUCUCUUUAAUCUGAAUCAUCGGUGAUCAUGUGAUUUUUAUUUCUGCCCUGCGGGGUAAGGGAAGAGUCUUCUAGAAGGUUCUGCCUUGGACAUUCAUAAUGCAGCUCAGAGGCCUUGCCCUGCCCCCACCUCCCUACCCCUGUCUCUUAAUCACUGCAGUAUCCAGCCCAGUGUUGAAUGGAUUGUAGUGUUUUGUCUCAUUACAAACAAUUAAACAGACUUCCAUUGGUCACA
Molecule: messenger RNA, 2553 nt
Organism: Ceratotherium simum simum (southern white rhinoceros)
Lineage: Eukaryota; Metazoa; Chordata; Mammalia; Perissodactyla; Rhinocerotidae
Gene: NAA60
Product: N-alpha-acetyltransferase 60, NatF catalytic subunit
Biological process (GO): N-terminal peptidyl-methionine acetylation
Cellular component (GO): Golgi membrane
Molecular function (GO): protein-N-terminal amino-acid acetyltransferase activity; histone acetyltransferase activity
Source: RefSeq, a predicted model, not a curated record